CAAAAUGGAGAACCGAGGAGGAGGGAACGAAGCUCAACCUAAGCCUGACUACAUCCACAUCGCCGCUGCUGCCCGAAACUUGCUUUCCCCAUUGGCAGCAAAUGUGGAGCAAGCUGGGCAGGUGGCUGAGGUGCCAGGCCAAGUACAGGGACAGGGACAGGGACAGGCCCCACAGUCCAGCCAGGAACGCAGAACGAUUCAGGAGAACGUGCAGCAGGAGAUGUCUAAGUCUUUUCCUGCUCUCUUUAGGAAGAGCACUGGGAAGCGCAGGUUUUCAGCGACAAAACCAGCCGCAGCGUCAUCCCCAAGAGGAACAAAGAUUAAUUUCUAUUUGCUUCCAAACCUCUUGACAACCCGAACUCCACAGGGCACCGAGGAGCUUACACUCCUGAUGGCAGGCUUGGGAAAGAGGGUUAUAAUGGUUCCUGACAACAGCAACCAUUCAGAGGAAGACAACAAUGACAAUGAAGACGAAGAAGAUAAUGGUGCUGGUGCUGGGGUUGGUGCUGCUGUUGAGAAAGAUCAGGAUGAUGCUGCAUUUGUAUCCUGCAGUCAGAGCAAUGCUACAGAGAUGCCGUGUCCCAUUUGCCAGGUCAUGUACCCUGCUCAAGUCAUUGAGAUGCAUGCCAGCGGCUGCAAUGAUAUGGGAUUGGAUUUAGAUCCGACGGAAGGACCAUGUGGUGCAUCCUCACAAACUGUGCCUUCUCAGAAUCAGGCCGCAAGACCUUCCGAGUUAGACCACACAAUUGAGGAUUGGAAGACCAUACCAGACCAGGCAAAGGCUGCUCAGGUGUACAGGAAGACAGCACUUGAAAUCCACGCAUCAGGGAAGCCACUGUAUUUGCGUAUUGACAUUAGGAGCAGCCAGUUAGACCAGGAAAUGGCUUUGAUUGCUUUUUAUAAAGCAUGCAGCGCAGAGUGGGUGAAUCCUCUGCAAUGCAGACUUGAAGGUGAUCCAGCAAUCGGAGAGGGAGUGAACCGCUUCGUGUUGUCCAGAAUCAUGGAGAAGCUCAAAUAUGGUUUUAAGAUCAAUUUAGGAAAUGCUGGUGCCACGAAUCUAUUUGACGGCGAGCCGGAUCACCUUGUUCCCUCUUCCUCUGCUUUCAUUGUGGACAGUGACCUGUGCCUAAUGGCAGGCCGCAUGAUCGGUCAUUGCUUUUUAAAUGGAGGUCCUGCACUGACGGGACUAAGCCCUGCCAUUGUGCACGUCCUAUGUGGCGGCACACCUGAAACCGCCCUCAUAAAAAUUAAUGACUGCCCAGACUUGGACCUACGAGAGAAGAUCACAUUGCUUGAAGGGAGUUCUGAACUGUCAGCAGAGGAGAAGGAGAGCCUUGACACCUUGUGUCUUGCAUGGGACCUUCCAUUGAUGACCCAAAACAACCGAAGAUGGCUCUUUGAGAGGCUUCUACAUCAUGCAGUCAUUGGACGGACGAUGAAGCAAGUAAAGCAAAUAAGAAAAGGCCUAAAAGAAACCAUGGUGUGGCCCCUCAUUUGUGCGCGCCCAGAUGUUGCUCCAGAGAUUUUCCCUCGGGAGAUGAGUUCUGUGUUGACCCCAGAGUGCAUUCUCGAAUGCAUCAAGUGGCCCAAAAUGACCGGGACCGAGGACAAUGACAAUGAUGAAUGCUCUGUGUCGGAUAAGAGCUGCAUCACUGGCUACCUACGGCAGUUCAUUGAAAAUGCAUCCAGUGAUGAACUGAAGGCACUUGUGAAGUUCUGGGUUGGAUGGGAGGCUCCAACAGCUACCCUCAUAGUGGAGGUCGUAGACUCCAGCCUACCAAAAUCGUCCACAUGCUUUGAGACUCUCCGUCUUCCUGCCCGCUACAAGGACUACAUGACCUUUAAGAAAGACUUGAUUGCCUGCCUUCAAACUUCCGACACAGGGUUUGGAUUAGUGUAGUGGCAGUAUAGUGUCAUUAAAGGGGAACUAUGCAGGCCUGGUCGCUUCCCCACUGUUUUUCUGACCCUCCUUCCAGCUAUGUGCGUUUGUUUUCAAUGAAGCUGGCAAGAGGGAAAUCCAUGAAGCGGUGGAUAACGUUAUAUAUGCAAUGUUAGGAAGGGUAUAUUUGUAUAGUUUCAUUUGUCAUAAACAAGAGAUUUCAGUUUGCAGGGCGCAUUAAGGCAUGGUGCUGCUAGGAUGGAGGCACUGAUCUUGCAAGGUUGGUUUUUGGCAAAGAGGUGCUACGUAGAAGACAGAGAGCCUCUU
Messenger RNA from Epinephelus fuscoguttatus (brown-marbled grouper), 2206 nucleotides. RefSeq lists its product as uncharacterized. Gene Ontology annotation, molecular function: ubiquitin-protein transferase activity. Lineage: Eukaryota; Metazoa; Chordata; Actinopteri; Perciformes; Serranidae. The record is from RefSeq and is a predicted model, not a curated record. The transcript is spliced from 13 exons. Bases 5 to 1900 code for a protein of 631 amino acids.